AUGUUCACCUCUGGGAUGAAAGAGAGUGAGAGUGGAGAGGUAGACAUCGGGGAGAUCCCGUCUAAUGCCGUUCAAGAUUUGGUCGACUUUGCGUACUCUUCGUCCUUGUCGCUGUCCUACACAAGUGCUCUGCAACUGACAAGUGCUGCAGACAUGCUGCAGUUCUCAGAGGUGAAACAGGUGUGCUGUGAAUUUCUCUGUAGCUGUCUAACUCCAGCCAACUGCUUGGAACUACUUCAAGUCGCAGACACGUACUCCUGCCCCGAAUUAAACAGAGCGGCCAGCCUCUGUCGAAAUCUGAACUUCGUGGCUGUGAGCGAGCAGGAGGAUUUCCUGGAGUUGUCCUUGGAGCACCUGGAGGAGUGUUUGUCCAGCAACCAUCUCUGUGUGUCUGGGGAAGAAGAGGUCGUAGUGGAGGCAGCACUGCGGUGGUUGGACCACGACGCUGGCUCUCGCUCUCGACACGCUCCCAGGGUUCUGGGCUGUGUUCGGCUCUCCCUUCUACCCCCUGGUGUACUGGUGGAGAGGGUGUGGCCUCACGUAAUAGUGUCGGGUAGCCCAGAGUGCAUGGAGCUGGUUCGCCAAGCUCUUUCUGUCCAACUGUCUCCGGCAACUAACACCAGACCACAGCAGCGGAGACCUUACCAAGUCCUGUGUGCAAUCGGAGGAUGGGACGGGGACUCGGUCGUCCAUUCCGUGGAGUGGUACGACCCACACACCGCUCGCUGGAAGCCCGGGCCAUCCAUGAACGAGCCCAGAAAGCGAUUGGGUGUCGUAGCUCACUGCAGGAAGGUGUAUGCAGUCGGUGGUCACAACGGGAAGGCGACUCUAAGCUCAGUGGAGGUUUACUGCCAGAGAUCUAAACGGUGGACCUCUCUACCCAACAUGAGCCAGGCUCGCAUGUUCAGUGGGUGCGUGGCUCUCAACAACAGGCUCGACAGUUGGGAGAUUGUACCCACUACCCUCCCCUAUCACAUGUAUUCCGAGGCCGUCAAAUGCGAUGAGGCCAUAUACAUACUCUGCGGGAGGACCUCAUCAAGGCACGAAAGAGAGGGACAUCCCUCAAUUUACCGGUACGACCCAGACACCCACCAGUGGGCUGGGUUGGAGUCCCAGAUGCCCCAUCCUCGAGCUGGAUUCUCUGCUGCGGUGGUGAACGGCGACAUUGUGGUGGUCGGAGGGCACAGGGGGAGGGAAAAGCUUGCAUGUGUCGACCUCUAUGACCCUGCAGGCGAGAUUUGGCGGCGGCUUCCGGAUAUGCUGGGAAAAGGGAGGUGUGUGCUUGGGGCUGUGGCUGUGGACCAACUGGCACUGCUGUGA
Geodia barretti is the source of this 1320-nucleotide messenger RNA. Lineage: Eukaryota; Metazoa; Porifera; Demospongiae; Tetractinellida; Geodiidae. The record is from the annotation of a GenBank genome assembly.